Molecule: messenger RNA, 3193 nt
Organism: Quercus robur (English oak)
Lineage: Eukaryota; Viridiplantae; Streptophyta; Magnoliopsida; Fagales; Fagaceae
Exons: 4
Coding region: 552-3032 (826 amino acids)
Source: RefSeq, a predicted model, not a curated record
CACCCUGGAAAUUUUUAAUUUUUUGAGAACUCUUUGACAGAGAUAUGUUUCUUUUAUCCUUCAAAGUCCAACCUCUAUUUCUUAAUAAGUAAUGGUGACAAACAACCAAGAAUCUAGCGCUUUUGCUUCUUAUAACAGUCAUUACCUCAGGUGAAGAAGAAAAGGAGAGGAAAAGGGGAAGAAAGUUAGUGGGGGAAGAAAAGAAGAACAAGUGGGGUUAAAAGGGUCAGUCUUUCACUGAAAACCAGGGAACAAUAAUCAUAGUUUUUCUUCCAUUCUAUUAAAAAUACAGCACAUUUCUAACUGAAUUUGCUUUAUCAUGCACGUGUUGAUUCAUGCUUUAGGCAUUCAUUAUCAGUAGCCGUUUGUAUAACAGUAGUCAUGCUGUUUGUGUGAUUCUCAAUUGAAACACUGCUGUACCUAAGCUACAAUUUGUUUUCUCAAGUAGGUUGUGUUGUCUUGUUUGAGUUAAAGAAGUCUUAAACCGGUUGUUUAUCUAUAUUUUGUAUUGCUCUAGUCUUGGUUCAGGAAAAGAAGCAAAGUCUUGAAUAAUGGAUGAGAAGCAAAUCUCCGGUUUAUGUUCAGCCGAAUUUGAAAAGAGGAGUGAUAGCUUGUAUCCAAUGUGUUUUGGUGUUUCUUGUGCAUUCUUUGCCCUCCAACUAUUGUCAAGACCUGAAUCGGAAGGUGAAAGAUGGUCCAAAGUAUGUGAUAAAAUGCUUCAAGGAAGUGCCCAGCUGCUGGGGUUGCUUGUGUGGAAGGCCCAGAGAGAAGGAGCCAGUGAAGGAAAGUGUGAGCUUCUCUAUAAACUUGAAACUGCUGAGAGAGAGACGGAAGAGUUGAAAAAACUGAGACGUGAAGAUGCAAGAGCCACUGAGAAAGUUGUGAGUAUCUUUGCUACAAAAGAGCAGAGCUGGUUGAAUGAAAGGAAGAUUCUCAGGCAGCAGAUUGGGGCUCUUUUGAAUGAAUUGAGAGUCGUUGAGAAAAAAAAGGAUCAUGCUGUUUCUGAAUUGAAUGAAAAGUUGAAGGAAAUGGAGAUUAUGGUGCAGCAUAAGGAUAAGGAGUUGGAGGAAGAGAAGCAGAAUAAGAGUGAAUUAGAAGAAAAGCUAAAAGAAGCUGAAAAUGUCAUCAAAGAAUUGAGAGAAACUGCAACGCUUGAAGCCCAAGAGCAUUCUUCUGAGCUAUGGAAGCACAAAUCUGCCUUCAUUGAAGUUGUGUCAAACCAACGGCAACUUGAAGCUGGAAUGGGCCGCGCACUUAGGAAAAUUGAAGCUACAAAACAAGAACUUGAAGUAGUAUUAGAGCGAAAGGAGGAGGCAGACUUGAUGGUUCAAAAACUAUCAAUGGAGAUGGUAAAAAUGCAUAAGGAUUUGGAGCAAAAAGAAAAAAUUCUGUCAGCAAUGCUUAGGAAGAACAAGCUGGAUACGACAGAGAAACACUUGCUUUUAAAGGAGGUUAAACAAUUGAAGGCUAAGAGAAAGCAAGCUGAAAUAGAAACUGAAAGGUGGAGGGCAGUAUCAGAGUCUAGACAUGAGAGGCAUUCAUUAAGAAGUAUGUUGACUAACCAAGUAAAUUCAAAAUUGGACUUUUACACAGGGGCAAGAGGGGUGCAUCAACAUGCAACAGGAUCAUCACACAUUGGAAAGACAAGAUCACAGCCAACUGAUCUUGUUCUUGAGUAUGGGCAUAUUGGACUUAAAAAGGACAGAAAGGAGCCAGAACUUUCUCCAAUCUCUGACUGCUACUCACUGGAAGGAAAUGAGGCAUUGGCUAUGACAGCUGAUGUUAAGCAAUUGGAAAGUUGGGUACUGACAGAAGCUGAGAAGUAUGCAACUUUAAUUGAGCAAAGGCAUCACUUAGAACUAGAUGCUUUUGCAGAACAAAUGAGAAUCAAAGAUGAGAAAUUAGAAACAUUUCGUUGGCAGUUGAUGAGCAUGGAACUAGAAUCAAAGCGGCUGCAGUCCCAUAUUGAGGGAAUGAAUGAGGAUAUGUCACAGCUCAGACAUGAUAAUAUGAAAUUGGAAGCCUUGUUAUUGGAGAGAGAAGAAGACUUAACUUCCUUAAAAGAGCAACUAGCAUCACAAUUGAAGGCCCUAAAUUGCCAAAAUACUAAUUUAAAUUGUUCUGUACAUAGUCCAGUAAUAGCCCAUGAGGCCAUUGGCUCUGAAGUUAUCAAUAAGAGAAAACAGAAUGAGAGAGAGCAAGAAACAAGGACUCCAAAUUCGGAGGAUUUGUGUCAAGAGGAAGAUGCUGAGAAAGAAGAAGGAAACUCAUCCUUUAACCAGUCCAAGGAUGUAGGUUUAAUAGCCCAUUCUCCUGAAAAAGAGUUAGAAGAUGAUAAGGAAAUUGCCAAAGAACGUCCUGUAAAAGAGGGAAGAACAAGUCCAGUGGAUAUUGAUGUUACUGAAAAGCUGGCAUCAUCUAGUCAGCCCUUGAAUAAGACAAACAAUUCUCUUUGGAGGAUGGAUCUUCAUGCUCUUCAAGUUUCUUAUAAGAUCAAAAGGCUGAAGCAGCAACUUCUAAUGCUUGAGAGACUGACAGGGAAGCAAGAAAGCCUUGAAGAUACAGAAAGCAAUGAUAAUGGGCAAAUUGGGAUCAAGAGUUUCCUUGCAUUGAUGUCCUUGCUGAAUAAACAAGUUGGCAGGUACCAGUCCUUUCAAGAGAAGGCAGAUGACCUUUCCAAACGCAUGCAUGAGCAUAAUCUAACUGCGAGUGGUGGAGAUUCUAGUACAGCAAGACCAAAGGAAGAAACUAAAGCACUACAAAAAUUCCUAGACGAAACAUUUCAGCUGCAGAGACAUAUAGUUGCAACAGGACAGAAAUGGGUGGAAAUUCAAUCCAAGAUUGCUUCUGGAUUUGUUGGGGUCACUGAAGAAAUAAAUAAGACUGCCAGCUUUGACAUGAAACGCUUUGCUGAUAGUGUCAGAACUCUCUUUCAUGAAGUUCAAAGGGGCCUUGAGGUUCGGAUAGCUCGAAUUAUUGGAGAUCUUGAGGGGACAUUGACUUGUGAGGGGAUGAUACAUUUAAGGAGGUAGUGAGGAGAGCUAAAAAAAAUUAAAGAUGAGGCUUAAUACAUAAUAGACAGUCUUGCAGUUUGUAAGUGUUUCUACUGAUAACUAUAUAGUUGAAUUUGUAUAGUGAAAAAACACAAAAUAAUUUUAAUGCUAUAGAAAUGAUGUUGAAUAAUUGUUCUUUA